This is a messenger RNA of Aphanomyces astaci, 645 nucleotides long. RefSeq lists its product as hypothetical. Lineage: Eukaryota; Oomycota; Saprolegniomycetes; Saprolegniales; Verrucalvaceae. Bases 173 to 616 code for a protein of 147 amino acids. The transcript has a single exon. The record is from RefSeq and is a predicted model, not a curated record.
GUGGAUUUCGGCAAGCAAAUGGAGGUCGCCAUCACCGCACCCCGACAGCGGCGAUGUAUCGCGAAGCAAGGGAUGAUGGGGUGGUGUUCAGUACAUGGAGCCAUUGAUUCGGAAUACAAAGUACUCGUCAUGGGAGCCCAUUUAGGGUCGCCGCUUCGACGUGGCGUUUGGGAUGGCCAUCGACCCAACAACUUACAGCAAAGCUUGGUUUGACAGGUCCACGUCGGCGGGACGCCGACGCUGCAACAUAUCGCGAUUUGUCGUGCCAUGGAACAACGCAUACAUCACAGGGCUACACGAAACGAUCAUGAUUGUGAACGCCGUCCAACAGUUCGUCGUGCCCAUCAAGAGCAUCCCGGCCCAGGGGUCGUCCGUGUGGACGAGCAUUGUGGCGUCCAUUGGGAUGGUCAACUUGCUCUUCUACGCAUCCAUGUUCACCGUGAGCCUCGUGCGGUCCGAUGCCAGCCAUUUUGACCAACGUCCUCCCCAACCCCGAAAGGUUGGGACAGUGCUUCUGUAUUCACUGGAAAGCACCAUGCUUCACGAAUUCCUAGGGCCCCUGGCGGCGGUGGACCUCAUCUCCCCCCCAUGGCUUGUUCGUAAACAUAUAUGUUAGUGUUGGGUACAUAAUCUGAAGCUAUUUAC